AUGAGAGACCAUACCAAGCAUCCCGAGCGUGGUGUAGAUGCCUCGCAGCCAACCCGAACAGCUGCCAGAGCCGGAACGCACUUGGACUUUCCACUGGCUUUGCGCCCCUUCGCUUGCAUGGCCGCUCGCCUGCUGCUGGCACUGCUGCUGUCCAACUCCAGGGCGGAGACGGACUUGCUGGCGGAGGUGGCUCGACUGAAGGCGGAGGUUGAGCGUCUGAAGGCGCAGCCGGCAGCGGCGAGCCCGGCGCAGUUUGGGUAUGCUCAACCCCCAGCGCAAGGCUAUCAGCAGUUCUACCAGCAAGCCUAUGGCCAGCCGAAUGCUCCCGGCCAGCAGCCAUAUGGCCAGCAGCCAUAUGGCCAGCAACCGGCCUACGGUCAGCAGGGCUACGGCCAGCAGCCGAUGUACCAACAGCAGCAGCAGCAGCAGCAGCAGCAGCAGCAGCAGCAGCAGCAGCAGCAGCAGCAGCAGCAGCAGGGCUACGGCCAGCAGCCGGCCUAUGGCCAGCAGCCGGCCUAUGGCCAAGCGUAUGGGCAGAUGCCUGGGCAAUACCAGGCCCCAAACCAAGCGGCAGACGUGCAGCAGAGCGCCACACAGCAGCUUGAAGCCCUUCGCCAGUCUUUGGGGGGUGGCCGCGAGCCGCGGGCCGCUGCAGGAGGAGCUGACGGCUGCACCCGAAACCCGCUCUUCGCCAAGUUGCACGGCGCGCUGCAGAAGCUUGCGCUGCUUGAGCAGGAUCCGGUGGAGGCCUCUUUCCAGAUCCAUGAGGCCUGGGAGGAGAGCCCAGGCCUCUUCGAGGAAUGCCCCGCCGGAGUGGUCACCGCCCUAGUGUACCUCAGCAUUGCGCAGGACAAAGACUGGAAGUAUCGCCUCCUGCACCGCGCCACCUAUAUGCUGUACUCCACCCCGGGCCUGCCGGGGAAAAUGGCGGCCGGGCGGUGGCCUAUGUCUGACAGGUUAAUUAGAACCAUGUACCACAACUCCGAAGUCAUGGGGAAGCAGCCCUUGAAGAUGGCGGAGGUGGAGGUGCAGCCGGGCACCACGGCGGCCUCGCAGGCGGCCAACGUGGGCCUGGAUGAGGCGUACCACCUCUCCACCAGGCACAAGGACACGCUGUCCGUGCACUUCACGACGGUGCUUUUCUACCACUUUUACCACCAGGAGACGCUCGCCCUGCGCUUGCAGAACGCGGUCCUGGUGUCUGCCUUUCUGGACCAGGUACCUGACCAACAGCUCCGUGGAUGUUUGGCUUGCUGCCCGCGAUGA
Messenger RNA from Effrenium voratum, 1266 nucleotides. Lineage: Eukaryota; Dinophyceae; Suessiales; Symbiodiniaceae. The record is from the annotation of a GenBank genome assembly.